AUGCAACAUGGCAACAACCCAUCCUGUUUGGACAGGCAUGGGAUUAGGCUUCAAUCCCUAGACAGCUCCCGUAUCCCCACCGCCGAGACCGCGUCCCUCACCCUCUACCGCGAUCGCAUCGACAAGGAGUCCUCAGAGGUCACCUACGUCAGCACCGACAACGUCCAUGUAACUGGGGCCGUCGAUUUCGAGGUGUUCGAGAAGGAGGAUCUGAUCCUCUGUGGGUCGCUCGAGAGGAUGGAGCCCUCGUCGAAGAAUGGCGGUGUCGGGUUUAAUCAGCACCAUCAUCAGGCCCUGGACAAUGAUUCAAAGACUGGGUGGAGUAUGGAUUGCUACUCCGCAGCGUCGCUCACAACAGGAUCCUCCGCAUUCUGCCAGCCUAAGCUCGAGAUUUCCUCGCCCUCCAUUGAGGUGUAUGUCGCUAGUUGCUGCUCUGGAUUCCCCCUGAUUUUGACGAAGACGAUUCAUCUGAGUCCAAGGCGGAAGCCUCUGGGGCAAACGACUCUCGACUCUAUACCGGAGGAUGAAGAAAUGGGAAGAGAGUAUAGGAGCAUCAAUAGCUUUCUUCGCAAUCCGGAG
This is a messenger RNA of Magnolia sinica, 579 nucleotides long. RefSeq lists its product as uncharacterized. The record is from RefSeq and is a predicted model, not a curated record. Lineage: Eukaryota; Viridiplantae; Streptophyta; Magnoliopsida; Magnoliales; Magnoliaceae. The transcript is spliced from 2 exons. The annotation marks the transcript as partial.